Molecule: messenger RNA, 621 nt
Organism: Cynara cardunculus var. scolymus (artichoke)
Lineage: Eukaryota; Viridiplantae; Streptophyta; Magnoliopsida; Asterales; Asteraceae
Product: protein PLANT CADMIUM RESISTANCE 7-like
Exons: 5
Coding region: 61-510 (149 amino acids)
Source: RefSeq, a predicted model, not a curated record
GAAGCUGCUGUGACCAAUUUCUAGGGUUUCAUUGAUCUUAGAAUCGUCGAUUCAGAAGUCAUGCCCUCCUCCAAUCCACCGUCGCAAUGCGCCACCACUGGUCAAUGGUCCACCGGUCUUUGUGAUUGCACCUCCGAUGCCUCCAAUUGUUGUCGCACGAUUUUCUGUCCGUGCGUUACUUUUGGACGAAUUGCGGAGAUUGUCGAUAAGGGAACUACUUCGAGUGGUGCAAGCGGGGCUCUUUAUUUAGUACUUUGUCUAUUCACCGGAUGGGAAUGCUUAUAUUCUUGUAUGUAUCGAUCUAAACUAAGACAAGAAUACAUGUUGCCCGCGCAACCAUGUGGCGAUUGUCUUGUCCAUUUUUUCUGCAAGUCUUGUGCUCUUUGCCAAGAGUAUCGUGAGCUUAAGUAUCGUGGAUUCGAUCCAGCUCUUGGAUGGCAAGGAAAUUUGCGAGCUCGUGAUCAAGGAGUCGUGAUGCCACCGGUUGGUCCUGGAGAAAUGAAACGUUAAUUGCGAUGGUCUCAACGCAACGACUAGGACUCGUGUCGGAUGACUUUUUAGCAUAAUUGAUAUCGUUCUAUCAUCACUUAAUAAAUGCAUAAUAUUUAUAAUACUUUAUAA